UUCUUUCCUCUGACGAACCGAGGCUUCGACCGCGCGCGGAGAUUUCGGGGAGAAUUAGCGCCAUCGAGGAUCCAGGAUCCCAAGGGUUCGGACGAGCUAUUUUAAUCGAUGAGGGCGUUUUCCUGACGUUCCUCUUAUUAAUAUCGCUAAUUUAUCGAACGUUCGUUCAAUAUCCGCUUAAAGAUACGUUAUUACCAACGCUCGAAUAACUAUGCGGGACAGGGGCGGGCUGGGGUGCAGCGGUACCAAGAUAGCCUCGCUCCGCAAUCUCGGGAACCUAACGACCAUUUCGUUUGCGCGUUUUGCGAUCCAGGGGAAAUGACCAAUCGUACCAACCGUUUCCCUUCGAUCUCAUUCGCUUACGUCAAUUUGACGCCCCACGCGAGUUAACCUAAAACUUGCGUAUUCGUGCUGAAUUUCAAUCCCAUGGUAAAAUGGUACUACUUUACUUGUAAUUACAUAAAAAAAUUAAUCGAUAAUCCAGCAAACAUGCCGGCCGAUAUAAUGGAAAUUUUGAAAGAAAGGAAGAUGACUAAAAUUUGCGCACCAAUGGUCAGAUAUAGCAAAAUGGGUUUAAAAAAUUUUUUCACAGAUUGCAAUUUCGAACGUUGGUGAGACGCUAUGAUUGCGACAUCUGUUUUACCCCCAUGAUAAUGGCGGAUUCCUUCGUGCAAUCCGCCGAAGCUCGUAAUAACGACUUUGUGAUAAAUAAAGCCGACGAUCCAUUAAUCGUACAAUUUGCAGCAAAAUGCGUAGAAGACUUUGUUUGCGCUGCAGAAAUGAUUGCACCAUACAGUAACGGAGUAGAUUUGAACUGUGGUUGUCCACAGCGUUGGGCCAUCAAGGACGGGUACGGUGUAGAUUUAUUACAUCGACCUCAGGUAGUUAAAGAAUUGGUAACUCAAAUAAGAAAUCGUAUACCAGUGCCAUUUACAGUUUCUGUCAAGAUUCGAUUGUUAAAGGAUAUUCGUAAGACGAUUGAAUUUUGUCGCAUUCUGGAAAAGGCUGGCGCAUCUUUCUUGACGGUACAUGCACGAACACCCCAGAUGCGCAAUGAACCGAUCGAUUUAAAUGGUUUAAAGAUGGUUAGAGAUUGCGUGCAACUACCACUGAUUGCCAAUGGCAAUGUCAAAACCCUGGAAGAGGCUGAAAUGUUAUAUCAAGAAUCUAAUUGCGAAGGGAUAAUGGCAGCCAAUGGAAUUUUAACAAAUCCUGCAAUGUUCUCUGGCUACUCGACUACUCCCAUGAGUUGCGUUCAGGACUGGCUAAAUAUUACAUCAAAUAUACCCACUCCUUUUCUAUGUAUGCAUCAUCAUCUUGUAUUUAUGUUGGAAAAGAUUCUUCCAAAAGCAGAGAGAAGGAUAUUUAACAAUUUACAAGACAGAACAUCGGUUUUAGAAUUCCUGGACAAGUAUUAUGGCUUGAGGCCAACUAUCUGUGAUAAUUCACUUGAACCAACCACGUGUCAUUACAAUCCUUCCUUGAUCAAAAAGGUCUUUAAUUCUACACAUGACAUUAAAGAGAUUCAGUAUCCUGAUGACAUCUUAGGAAAUAUAUUUCUUGAACAAUGAUCGGUAGACUA
This is a messenger RNA of Orussus abietinus, 1582 nucleotides long. RefSeq names its product tRNA-dihydrouridine(20a/20b) synthase [NAD(P)+]-like (gene Dus4). NCBI's taxonomy places the organism in Eukaryota, Metazoa, Arthropoda, Insecta, Hymenoptera, Orussidae. Gene Ontology annotation, molecular function: tRNA dihydrouridine synthase activity. Bases 648 to 1571 code for a protein of 307 amino acids. The record is from RefSeq and is a predicted model, not a curated record. The transcript has 3 exons.